Messenger RNA from Athalia rosae (coleseed sawfly), 6493 nucleotides. It is a transcript of the gene svr, whose product is annotated as carboxypeptidase D. The transcript has 15 exons. Gene Ontology annotation, molecular function: zinc ion binding; metallocarboxypeptidase activity. The coding region runs from base 318 to 5360 and encodes 1680 amino acids. NCBI's taxonomy places the organism in Eukaryota, Metazoa, Arthropoda, Insecta, Hymenoptera, Athaliidae. The record is from RefSeq and is a predicted model, not a curated record. Gene Ontology annotation, biological process: proteolysis.
CAUCUAUGACGCAAUGUUCAGUCAGGGUAUUCAGUCAACGAUGACGUCACACUCAAGAUUUUCAUAGGAAUAGAUACAAUGUAUACUUUAUCCUACUCACCCUGCCCCCGCAAAUCGUGGCGAGGCGCUGACAGAGGAUAGGGGCGCUGACGUCAUUUGACUGGGAUCCCAUGUCACUUCUCCUCCUUCCCGUUAGCUAGAGUUGAAAGAGGCAGUCUGUCUCAGUCUGUCUAGCAGUAGGUUUUGUGUCCGCCCUCUCGCGCGUUGUUGACAGCAGCUGUCGGCCUUUCUAGUUUUCGCAUUAUUUUUUUGCGGAAAUGGGAGCGCGCAAUUCGUGGAAAUGUUCAACGGGUGCGUUUUUUAUUUUACUAACAAUUUUGGUUAACUGCAACGGUUAUUCUCUACGAGAAGUGGCUGAGAACAUCAAUGAAGAUUUUAUCACACCGCAUUACACGCAUUACGAUGAAUUGAAGGAGCUCAUACAACACUUAGCUGAAACCUACCCAAAUUUGGCCAAGAUUCAUUCUAUUGGAAAAUCCGUGGAGGGCAGAGAUCUUCUCGCUAUUGAAAUAUCAGAAAAUGUCAACAAUCGCGCUGUCGGAGAACCAAUGGUCAAAUAUGUCGCCAACAUGCAUGGGGAUGAGGCUGUUGGCAGACAACUGCUCGUUUAUCUUGCUCAAUACCUGCUGCACAACUAUGGAAGAAAUGAAAGAGUUACCAAACUCGUUAACACCACUGAUAUAUUCCUCAUGCCCUCUAUGAAUCCUGAUGGCUUUGAGAAAUCUCAGGAAGGACUCUGUGAAUCUAAGCCCGGGUUUGUUGGUCGAGAAAAUGCCAAUCAUGUGGAUUUAAAUCGAGAUUUUCCAGAUCAAUUUGAAAAAAGACCAAUCAAUCAGAGACGUGGCAGCAUUAUCAAUGGGAGACAGAAUGAAACUAUCGCUGUCAUGACUUGGAUAGCCACAGAACCAUUUGUUUUAUCUGGAAACCUUCAUGGUGGUGCUGUUGUAGCUAGUUAUCCUUAUGACUCCGGAAUACGACGAGAAUGUUGUAUAGAAAGCAAAUCUCCAGAUGAUGAAUUGUUCAAGCACCUUGCUCAUGCUUAUGCAGACAACCAUCCUACAAUGCGAGAAGGAAGUGCGUGUCCUCCAGAACGUUUCCCAGGAGGUGUUACUAAUGGCGCAUACUGGUACGAAGUUACCGGAGGUAUGCAAGAUUUCAACUACGCGCGCUCCAAUUCCUUUGAAGUUACGUUCGAGCUCAGCUGCUGCAAAUAUCCAUCUGCUGAUUCUAUGCCAGAACAAUGGAGACUCAACAAAGAAUCUCUUAUCAAAUAUCUUGAGCAAUCACAUAUUGGAAUUAAAGGCCUAGUAACAGAUGCAGAGGGUCAACCUGUCGAAGGGGCUAGUAUAGUGGUUGUUGGAAUAAAACAUAAUGUAUCGACUACAAAUCGUGGUGAAUACUGGCGCCUACUGCUGCCUGGUACUUAUUCAGUCUAUGCUGCUGCGUGGGGAUAUGAACCAAGCGAGCCAGUAGAGGUGACAGUUAAACCUGAGGGUGGACCAACCAUUUUAAACCUAUCUCUGAGUAUGGAACCAGAAGUAUCUGAUCAAGGUAAUCUUCAGGUACUGCCUAUUUCACCAAACGCCGAGGAAUCUAUCAGAUCUCGUGACGAGUAUGGCUUUUAUCACCCCGUCAAGUUCCAACACCAUAAUUACGAAGCUAUGAAAAACUUUCUGUUCGAGUUGAAUUCAAAUUAUCCAAAUAUCACGAGGCUCUAUGACAUAGGUAACUCGGUUCAAGGUAGAAAAUUGUAUGUGAUGGAAGUGACAAAAGUUCCUGGUACGCAUCAGCCUGGAAUACCUGAAGUUAAAUAUAUUGCAAACAUGCAUGGGAAUGAAGUAGUUGGGCGAGAAAUGCUGCUACUGUUAUUGGAAUAUCUUUGUCAAAAUUAUGGGACUGAUCAAAGAGUGUCGAAAAUUGUGAAUUCAACAAGGCUACACAUUAUGCCGAGCAUGAAUCCAGAUGGUUACGAAAUGUCGAGAUUAGGAGAUGUUUCCGGGGUCAAAGGUAGAAGUAACGCGAACGGAGUAGAUCUCAAUCGGAACUUCCCAGACCAAUACGAUGCGGAAACGCUUUCUAUGGAAGCUCGAGAACCAGAAACAGUAGCGGUCAUGAAUUGGAUCGCCGAAAUCCCAUUCGUUCUAUCUGCCAAUCUUCAUGGCGGUGCGUUGGUGGCAAAUUACCCAUUCGACGAUGCACCUGGUACUUUAAAUAGCGCACCUAAUCGCAGCCCAGAUAACGACGUCUUCACUAUGAUGUCAAAAACGUAUGCCGAUGCUCAUCCUCGCAUGCAUUUGGGUGAGCCAUGCCGAACAACUGGAGCAAGUGCCAGCUUGCUGGAGGAACGAUUCCCUGGGGGAAUAACAAACGGGGCUGCAUGGUACUCCGUAGCGGGAGGCAUGCAAGACUACAAUUAUAUGAACAGCAAUGAUUUUGAGAUCACUCUAGAGUUGGGCUGCACCAAGUUUCCGCUUGCCGACGAACUGCCCACGUUUUGGCUGCAAAACCGAGAACCAUUAUUAGCAUUUGUCGAAUUGGUGCAGAAAAGUGUACACGGGUUGGUGUUGUCCUCGAUUGGUAAUCCUAUUGGAAACGCAAGGAUUCAUGUGGAAGGAAUUGAGCAUGACGUUUUCGCUGCGAGUGAUGGCGAUUACUGGCGUCUGUUAGUUCCAGGCACAUACAACAUAACUGUUACUGCCGCUGGCUAUGAACCGCUAACUCAGACUGUAAUUGUUCCUAAAGAUGAAACUAAGAAUGGUGUAAGAGUCGACUUCACUCUGAUGCGAAAUGACCCAUUGCACUGGUCUUCUGCGUACGAUUUUCGAAUAAUUGCUAAUUUGGAAAAAGGUUUCCUUCAACACUCAGAACUGAGUGCAAGAAUGGCUCAAUUGGAAAAUCAUCAGCCAGAAGUGGCAGAGUUUAAGGCUGGAGACUCUUCAAUUAGUAUGGCCAUUCAUUCACUAAAAAUAACACACAAUAUAGGCGCACCAGAAGAAAAGAAAAUCCAUAUUGGUUUGAUUGGUGGACUUUACGCAUCACAACCAGGUGGUCGUGAAAUUUUAGAACGCUUAGCUACGCAUAUAAUUACUGCAAACAACAUUGGAGAUCCACCAAUGAAGGAACUUUUAGACAAUGUAGUUCUGCAUAUUGUACCUGGAAUUGAUCCAGGAUUCGAUAACGUAGCUGAUAAUUGCAAUCCAAUAGUGGAAAAUGAAGUAGGCAGCCAAUUCCUAUUGAGUUACAUUGAUAAAACUCGCAAGGUAGAUGCCGUAACUAAGGCUUUUGAAGAAAUGCUGAUGACAGAAAAUUAUGAUGUAAUUAUUAUCAUUGGCGGUGGUGCCAAAGAAGUUAGUUAUACAGCAGAUAAAUUCAACACUUACGAGACACUUGCUCGCCAAUAUGAAUCUCUAUUACAUAAAGAACAAUGUGGCAACAACGCUGAGCAUGCAAAUAUUCAGGAGCUUCAAAAUGCUAUCAAUAUGCAUUACAAUAUACCAGUGAUAACUCUAUCUGUAUCUUGCUGCAAAUACCCAUCACCUGAUUCAAUUCCAGCCCUUUGGCAAGAAAACUUAGUACCACUUAUUGAACUCUUGCAUGGCUUAGCAACAGGAAUUCAUGUUUCAGUUGCCAAUGCAGAGGGUCUACCCCUGCGCAAUGCCACGGUACAAAUUGAUUCUGCAUUGCCUUCAUAUUCUCUGACGAAGAAUAUGGCAUACUUCCAAAAGAUUUUACCACCAGGCAAUUACACCCUGACAUUCUUUUGCGACGGAUAUGAGUCAAAAUCAUUGGUUGCUGUAGUCCGUGCUAAACAGUUGACAAAUCUAAACGUCGUCCUAAAAAAAGUCGAAAAUGAAAAGCAUAUUGCAGAAGCUUACACCGAAGCAAUGGACAGUGUGACUAAAGUACUGAACGAUCUGAAUGGAAAAUACCCGAAAAUAUCAAAAUUGCACACUAUUGGUGAAAUGGAUGGUAAAGUGACAGUCAUGUCCUUAGAAAUUAGUGCACCAAGUCAGGAACUUCAAUUGUCUGGAGCUCCAUCCAUCUUGUUCUUUGCCGGAAUCGAAGAGCCUGCACCGGUCACUUCUCAAGUGCUUAUAGACUUUGCGACCCAUUUAUUAAGUAACUACCAAAAGAAUCCAGCUAUUACAGAAUACGUGAAUAAAUUCUCAAUACAUGUUGCUCCAAGUUUAAGUUCCAUAAAAAAUGUAACCGAAAGCUGUGCUCCGACCAAAUAUAACUCAGCAGAAUUUUCAACUACAAAGGGAUUAUCGGGCAAUGCUGAAGUGAUUAUAAAAUGGUUAAUAGAUAUAAAUCCAAUAUUAGCAAUCAACUUGCUAACUGGAUCUAUUCACGUUGAAAUACCGUUUGGUGAUAAAUAUGGAAAGUUUUCUGAUAAAGGGUAUGAAACCAAUGACGAAGAUGUCCUUAAAACUCUGGCUACAACCUAUACCAGUAGACACCCAAUGAUGUCUCCUGGCAAGAAGAUUUGUGAUACGGCAAUAAAUAUUGAUACACAAGGAGUAACGCACAGUGGAGUUGCUUUUGGAAAGCCUCAAAAAAAUUCUCUGAUCGAUUACGUCUAUCUGAAUACUAGCACAUUGAUGUUGAAUGCCUAUGUUGCUUGUUGCAACACCGAUCAUCCUUCUGAUGUCUGGUUGGAGAAUAAAGAGAGUCUCUUGGCUAUGAUUGCAUCAGUGAAUCAAGGAAUUUCCGGAUAUGUUAUAGAUGAAAAUAAUGAACCCAUACAUGGUGCCGAGCUGCUCUACGACGACUCGGUGCACCAUGUGUAUAAUGGUAAAACAGGCGCCUAUUGGAUUUUGCUUCCAGCUGGAUCACAUGCAAUCACUGCCCGAGUACCUGGCUAUUUGCAGGAUACAAAAUUGAUCACUACGCCAAAUAUUAAGAAGUUCACUUCUGUGAUGUUCAAGUUACAGAGGAAUCAAGAUGUCUUUGGUAUGCCAAGAAUUGUGUUCAUCAUUUUGACCGGUAUCAUUUGCCUUGGAAUUGUUGUGUCUGGAGUUUGUUGUUACGCAGGAUGUCAAAGCAUGAAUCGCAAAAGCAAAGAAAAUCGUAAGGACUAUGCUUUCAGUCUUCUUCCUGAUGGAUCGAGCUUCUUUGACGAUGAUGAAAAAGAAGUGAGCUUAUUCAAAGCUCCGUUGAAAGGAGAAAAUAGCGUCAAGCCGAAUACACAACCAUAUUUUGACCGAAUCCAUGCUUCUAAUUCUGAGGACGAAAGUGAUCUUGAAUUCAUUCGGCCAGAGGAGGAUUGGAAAGAGAAACUUAUGAGUGACUCUAAGUGAUUACAAUUCAAUUAUUACGAGCAAUUGACUGUGACAGUUGAACAUGUGUGCGUACUGCUCAAUCAGUUUUUUAUAAUUAUAACGAGUCUCGUGUCAUUUCGUUUCCACUAUCUAAUUAAUUCGCUACUCCCGUUCAGACAUAAUGAAAAUUACGUUAUAAUAGAUUUAUGAAGCCAGUUUUCUAGAAACUCUAUCGUUUAUUGUUAAUAAUUAUUGAGUUUCUGUUGAUGCAAAUAAUGUUACACAAUGACCGUUCCAAAACACCAUCGUUCCCAAAUUAUGUUCAGGUGCAGGGAUUUAGUGCUACAACGUGCCGAGCUAAUAUCUAGUAAUACCUAUUUUUAGUCUCAAACGGUUUUUCCUUGUUAUCAUUCCAUUUUUAUAUCACAACGAGCGCAUUAUGCUUACGCAUACCUCUGAGGCAUGGAUCUUUGUGAACAAACGUGAAGCGUGCCACCUAAAAGAUACUGCAAGGCAACUUUUAUCAAGGAAAAGCUUAUGUUUAUGCUAUUAUAGAUGAAAGUUUAUUUGCAGGCGAAAGAAUUUUUAGAUGCUCAUUCCAAUAAUAAUCGUACAUUCAGUAAUGCUUUUAAUUAUGUAUAAAAAGUUAUUGCCGACGCGAUUAAUCAGUCUACUAUGCUUAGACUUCUGAGUUUAGUAAGUUAGCCAAAUUAUGCUCGGGAUAAUUGUUUUUCAAUCAAAUGGGUAACUAUCUUCUACACUCUCCGAAGUAUCAUCCACUUAUAUUUUUUAGAGAGAUGAAUUUUGAUAUUCUUUUUCCCUCUCGUACACUAAAUAUCUACCAAACAACAAUAUUUUUUACAAUUAUUUCAAAUGUGGUAGCAAAUAUUAGCUGAUUAAUAAUGAUAUGAAAGCAACGGUCCAGCUUAUCCGUCAAUUCGAUUGUGACUGUGAUGAACAUUUUAUUUUAAGAUUUAACUAUUUGACAUAUCCGUGAACUAUGCAUGGUAUACAUACUAUAUAUUUAUAUAUAUACUCAUACGUCGUAUGAGCUUACAAACAAUAGCACUUUAUUUUUGAAUAUUUAGGCAUCUUUACAAGAAGAAUCAUGAUCUUUAUAUGUACAAUAUACAUUAACCUAUCGCAAUGGGAAAUAAAAAAUGUUUCAAGAA